Messenger RNA from Kuraishia capsulata CBS 1993, 1686 nucleotides. RefSeq lists its product as uncharacterized. Gene Ontology annotation, molecular function: transmembrane transporter activity. Gene Ontology annotation, biological process: transmembrane transport. The record is from RefSeq and is a predicted model, not a curated record. The coding region runs from base 1 to 1686 and encodes 561 amino acids. Lineage: Eukaryota; Fungi; Ascomycota; Pichiomycetes; Pichiales; Pichiaceae. The transcript has a single exon.
AUGGUCAAAGAAAUAGCGAUCAAGGACCAGACUAACGUGCUGCCGAAGAAAAAACUGCUUAUAACCUUUGCCAGUUUGGCCUUAGGAUUACUGGCUUCGUUCCUAGAUCAGAACUCUUUGGCAGUAUCGCUGCCUGACAUUGGUAAAGACCUGCACGCGACUAACACCACGUCCUGGGCAGGCACUUCUCUGCUAAUUGCCAAUACUACUUUCCAGGUGCUUUUUGGGCGAUUGUCGGAUAUUUUCGGGAGAAAAGUGGUUUUGCUCGGGUGUAUGUCCAUUCUGUGUCUCAGUCAGCUGGCAACGUGCUUUUGUAACACGAGUACUCAACUCUAUGUGUUCAGAGGGUUUGCUGGUAUAGGCAAUGGUGGGAUUCAGUCGCUCACUAUGAUGAUUGUGUCUGAUGUGGUGACACUAGAAGAAAGAGGAAAGUACCAAGGAAUCCUUGGAACCUGUGUUGGGCUUGGAAAUGCUGUUGGUCCCUUCAUAGCAGCAGGGUUUCUGAAAAGCGUCAGCUGGAAAGGGGUUUAUUACUUUCUGUGCCCUCUAACAGCGUUGGUGACGGGGGUUUCGAUGUUCGUAAUUCCUCAGAGUUCGGAGCUGAAGGUGAAUUACGAGAAUUUCAAGAAGAUUGACUUUUACGGGUUUGGUUCUAGUUCUACCGGAAUUAUCCUAUUCUUGGUAGGUCUAUCUGGCGGUGGAAACGUCUAUGCUUGGAACAGUCCAACAGUGAUAUGUCUGCUCACUAUAGGAGCUGUCUUCUUACUACUGUUCCUAUUCACACAAUGGAAAUUGUCAAGACUACCAAUGAUGCCGUUGCGACUGUUCAGUAAUAUCUCUGUUGCAAUCAUGCUAUUGCAGGGUCUUUUGUUUGGAUUGGUCUACUACUCCAACGUUUACUUCAUCCCACUAUACUGCGAGCUGGUCAGAGGAAUGAAACCUUCAAUUGCAGCGUGUAUGUCUUUGCCAUAUCUUAUUAUCCAAGCGGUUGUGUCUACCGUCUGUGGAGCCCUGAUAUCCAAGUACAGGUCGUAUGGGUUCUUUUUGUAUUUCGGUUAUACCGUUUGGUUUUUGGGAACCGGAUUGCAGAUUAUGUUCGACCAAAACCUCUCCAUUGUUGGGAUCAUAUUCAUUUUGCUCUGCCAGGGUGUGGGCGUUGGAUGCAUCUUCCAGCCCACUAUCGUCGCACUACAAGCCCAUUGUCGGAAGCCUGAUAGAGCUGUUGUUAUUUCCAUACGGAACUUCAUGAGAUCCAUGGGUGGAUCCAUAGGUCUUGCAGCCUCUUCUGCCAUUUUGUCUAAUGUUUUGAGCAGAAAACUGAGACAGGCAGAUCUUUCUGACCUUACGCAGGCAGAAUUAAACAGUCUCAUCAAGUCUGUGUAUUCCAGGCCUGAUCUCACCAAAUAUAGUACGUCCGAUCAAAAGGCAAUCAGGGGUGCUAUAGCUGGUUCCAUGAGAACUGUGUUUAUUUUUUUUACACCUAUAAUGGGGGUGGUUUGGCUGAUGGGCUUUUUCAUCAUAGACAGAGGUCUUCAGAGACCGGAGGACGCAGCUCAGCAGAAAUUGGAACAGGAAGCAAAAGAGGCAGAGAAAUUGGUCCGAGUGGAUUCAAGCGAGCAUUCAGUAAGGUCAAAGAAUGAGUCUACUGCCGAGGCUGGUGGUAAAGAUUUAGUUGAAGAGUCAUGA